Salvelinus namaycush (lake trout) is the source of this 2800-nucleotide messenger RNA. Its product is annotated as GPI transamidase component PIG-T-like. Gene Ontology annotation, biological process: attachment of GPI anchor to protein. NCBI's taxonomy places the organism in Eukaryota, Metazoa, Chordata, Actinopteri, Salmoniformes, Salmonidae. The record is from RefSeq and is a predicted model, not a curated record. The transcript is spliced from 12 exons. Bases 33 to 2117 code for a protein of 694 amino acids. Gene Ontology annotation, cellular component: GPI-anchor transamidase complex.
GAGACGCGGAUUGCUGUUGAGCAAUCGGAAAAAUGGCAGCGCACAAGUGCAAUAUUUUUAUGCUGGCGUUCGUUCUUUGUGGAUUAACAUAUGUGUUUGUUAGAGCGGACAUAGAAUACACAAAUCAUGUGAAAGAUGCUGAAAGCGGAGCCGUUGAUAUUGCACCGAAGACGAAUAUAGGCGCGUCACUGCAAUCAACUAAAACCGAGGACCAAACCCAGACCGCGGAAGAGGAGAGGCAAUGGGAGGCCGAAACGAAUCCCGCAGAUGCCCCAAGCGAUAACAAAGCAGACCAUGUCCAUGAUACCAUGCAAAACCUCGACAGUCGUCCAGCACCGUAUGCAAAAGACCAAACCCAAGAGGCAGCGGAAGAGGAGAGGCAAUGGGAGGCUACCGAGGUCAAAGAAGCUGACCAUGGCCCUGACACUAUGCAAACGCCAGACGUCCCUCCACCAACGCCCGCAAAAGAUCAGUUUCAGGAAGAGUUGGUGAUCAGACCAUUGCAUUCUGGGGAUAUCUACGCCAGCUUCCAGUUCCGCACCAUGUGGGAUACAGACUUCUUACGAGGAAGUAAAGUCUCCCACUACCGACUCUUCCCAAAGUCACUGGGCCAGGUGAUUUCAAAGUUCUCUGUGCGUGAGCUCCACAUCUCCUUCACUCAGGGCUACUGGAGGACAAUGCAGUGGGGCCAGCCAUUCCUACCAUCACCCCCUGGUGCUGAACUGUGGGUAUGGUUCCAGGACACUGUCACUGAUGUGGACGGUGCCUGGAAGGAGCUGACCAACGUUCUCUCAGGGAUCUUCUGUGCCUCCCUGAACUUCAUUGACUCCACCAACACGGUGCAGCCCAGUGCCUCCUUCAAACCUCUAGGCUUGGGCAACGUAACAGACCAGCGCUUCCUCCGCUAUGCUGUGUUGCCGCGGGAGAUCGUCUGUACUGAAAACCUGACUCCGUGGAAGAAACUCCUUCCCUGUGGCUCCAAGGCUGGUCUGGCAGUCCUGAUGAAGUCUGAGAAACUCUUCCACAGCAGCUUCCACUCCCAGGCACUACACUUCAGACCUGUGUGUCAGGACUGGAAGUGCAAAUCCACAGUGUGGGAGCUGAGACAGACACUGAACGUGGUGUUCGACCUGCACACCUCUGGCCAGGGCAAACGAGAGUGGUCCCUGUUCAAGAUGUUCUCUCGCACCCUGACUGAAGCCUGCCCGCUGGCCUCCUCCAGUAAAGUGUACGUGGACGUCACAGACAACCCUCAGGGAGAGUUGUUUGAGCUGAGCCCAACCACUCCCCUGCUCAGCCAGGCUGUGGUGCUUGGGGACCGGAGGACCUACUCGGUCUACGACCUCACUAACCAGGCCACGUUCGGACAAACGCGCUCCCUCAACAUGCUGCUGCGCUGGAGAGCAGCCGAGAGUGGAGACAUGCUGCGUCCCCUACUGCAUGGAGAGCGCUACGUGGCCGGCUACGGGCUGCAGACGGGAGAGAUCCACACCCUGAUGUACAACAACCACCCAUACCGGGCCUUCCCCGUACUCCUGCUAGAAACUGUGCCCUGGUACCUGCGACUCUACAUCCACACGCUCACUGUCACCAGCAAGGGCCGUGACAACAAACCCAGCUACAUUCACUACCAGCCGUCCAAGGACCGCCUUCGGCCCCACCUGCUCGAGAUGCUGGUCCAGCUGCCCCCCAACUCUGUGACCGAGGUGACCGUGCAGUUUGAGAGGGCACUCCUCAAGUGGACCGAGUAUACCCCCGACCCCAACCACGGCUUCUACGUCGGGUCUUCUGUUAUCAGCGCUCUCGUGCCCAGUGUCGUUGCCAUGGAUACCAACAGCACUCGGGAAUGCCCACUUUUCAGCAGCUUUUUCCCCUGUAAAGAGGAGUCCAGUUACUUCAUGCGGGUCUACACGGAGCCCUUGCUGGUGAACCUGCCCACCCCUGACUUCAGCAUGCCCUACAACGUCAUCUGCCUCACUUGCACCGUGGUGGCCGUGGGUUACGGUUCCCUCUACAAUCUCCUGACCCGCACCUUCCAGGUGGAGGAGCCCAGUCCGGGCCUGGCCAAACGGCUAGCCAACAUCAUCCGCAGGCUACGGGGUGUGCCACUGCUGUGAUGAGCCAGAAUGCUAACUUCAACAACAACAGCAGAGGUCGGUGGCUACAUCACUUGGGAACUGUGAAUGUAAGUUUCAGGAAGAUAACGCUUUAAGUGCUGGAAGCUUCGACAAAGAAAAUAAAUGACUCUUAAGUUUGUUUCGUGAAGGAUAAAGGAGUUGAUGAACAAUGAAGUCUCUAAUGAAGUGUCAUGGAUUCGAUGGACGUUAAAGGCCUUUUCUUGCCUGUGAGAAGCAAAAAUGGUGUCCUUUCUUCAGUGCACUACUACUGCUGUUGGUCUAGUUAAACAGAGAAUAAUGUAUUUUUCACGUUUAAGGCAGGAACCAAAGUGUUUGCUCCAGGGUUUCAGUGGGGACAGUUGGCUGCAAGAAUCACAGCAAGCUCAUAUUGGUUCCUGGGAAAAGUAAUUGUCUGUUAUAGAUCACUAGGAAGCCAUUGCUCUGGGAUCUGGGGCUGUACGUAUCAAGCGUCUGAGUACGAGUGCUGAUCUAGGAUCAUUGUGUUCUAGAAGACAACUGGUCCUAAAUCAGCACUCCUACUCAGAUGUUUGGUACAUUUCGGCUCCAGAUUCAUCUCUUAAAUCUUUACUGAGAUAAAUAAGAUUUGUAUUUUUAGUUGAUGUUGAAAUGUUAAAUGCACUGACUUACAGAACUUUCAUAAACAUUUGUCUUUUGUUUUGAUA